Messenger RNA from Eucalyptus grandis, 2292 nucleotides. RefSeq names its product beta-amylase 2, chloroplastic. Gene Ontology annotation, biological process: polysaccharide catabolic process. The transcript is spliced from 8 exons. Lineage: Eukaryota; Viridiplantae; Streptophyta; Magnoliopsida; Myrtales; Myrtaceae. The record is from RefSeq and is a predicted model, not a curated record. Gene Ontology annotation, molecular function: beta-amylase activity. The coding region runs from base 280 to 1920 and encodes 546 amino acids.
UUCUGCCCGUCCCCUUUACCCGCUUCUCACUCCCACUCGUGUCUUCCUUCCUACGCUCUCUCUCUCUCUCUCUUUCUUCCCGUGAAGCUCUCUUGCCUGCCAUCAUCCAACGAUGCGGAAGCCGAUAAAGCUCGAUCCAGGAUCUCCUCCCCACACCUCCUCCUCCUCCUCUCCCCCGCCCUCCCCACCCCAUCCCUGAGCACCGCCGCCGCUCGGCCGCCGCGCCCGCCUCCGCCUCCGCCUCCCCGGCCGCUCCCGCUUCCUCGGGGAACGAGGAACAUGGCGCCGGCGCCGGCGCCUUCCGUUCUGCUCGCGACGUCCGGCGCGUCGUGCCCGGACGCUCGGGCGUGGAGGUGGUCGUGGUCGAGCCUUCCGCGGGUCGGCGCCGCGGACUGGCGGAGCCGAGGCUCGGUACGGUGCUCCCCACGUCGCGCGGGGGACGGGCGCCUGGUCGCGGGCGCGCGGCGACUGAGGACGCGGGCCAUGGUCCGCAAGCCUGAAGACGGCCGCAUUGCUGGCGAUUCUGUGGACGCUUCCGAGGACGAGCAGGUUGCAGACCUGCCUAUCAAGAUUCCGGAGCGUGACUUUGCUGGCACGCCAUAUGUUCCUGUCUAUGUGAUGCUGCCACUGGGUGUCGUGAACUUGCAAUGCGAAUUAGUUGAUCCUGAAGGUCUGCUAGAGCAGUUAAAGACACUGAAGUCGGUUAAUGUCGAUGGUGUCAUGAUUGACUGCUGGUGGGGAAUAGUUGAGGCAGAUGCUCCACAAGCGUAUAAUUGGAGCGGCUACAAGAGGCUGUUCCAGAUGGUGCGUGACCUCAAGCUUAAGUUACAGGUCGUCAUGUCAUUCCACGACUGUGGAGGCAAUGUUGGUGAUGAUGUACAUAUUCCACUGCCGAGCUGGGUGAUGGAAAUUGGUCAAAAGAACCCCGAUAUCUAUUUUACUGACAGAGAAGGGAGACGCAAUAUGGAAUGCCUCACAUGGGGAAUUGAUAAGGAAAGAGUUUUGAGAGGCCGUACUGCUGUUGAGGUUUAUUUUGACUAUAUGAGAAGCUUUCGUGUGGAAUUCAAUGAGUUCUUUGAGGAUGGAAUCAUCUCCGAGAUUGAAAUUGGACUAGGCCCAUGUGGGGAGCUCCGGUAUCCUUCUUAUCCUGCCAAACAUGGUUGGGAAUAUCCCGGCAUUGGUGAAUUUCAGUGUUAUGAUCGGUACUUGAUGAAGAGUUUGGAAAAGGCAGCAGAAGUGAGGGGGCACUCCUUUUGGGGUAAGGCACCAGAUAAUGCGGGUUGUUAUAAUUCUCGGCCACAUGAGACUAGCUUUUUUCGUGACGGAGGUGAAUACGAUGGUUACUACGGGAGAUUCUUUCUCAAUUGGUAUUCUCGGGUUUUAAUAGAUCAUGGAGAUCGUGUGCUUUCUUUGGCCAAUUUGGCUUUCGAAGGAUGUUGCAUAGCUGUGAAGUUAUCUGGAAUUCAUUGGUGGUACAAGACAGCCAGCCAUGCUGCUGAAUUGACUGCUGGGUUCUACAACUCAUGCAAUCGCGAUGGUUAUGCUACAAUUGUGUCGAUGUUAAAGAAGCAUGAGAUAGCGAUGAACUUUACAUGUGUUGAAUUACGCACAUUGGAUCAAUACGAGGACUUUCCAGAGGCAAUGGCAGAUCCCGAGGGAUUAGUUUGGCAGGUGUUGAAUGCUGCAUGGGAUGCUCAAAUACCUGUCGCGAGUGAGAAUGCCUUACCUUGCUAUGAUGGAGAAGGCUACAACAAAAUAUUAGAGAAUGCCAAGCCUCGUGAUGACCCCGAUGGAAGACAUUUGUCUGCUUUUACAUAUCUCAGGCUCAGCCCGACUCUGACCGAGGGAAAUAACUUGAUGGAAUUUGAGCGCUUUGUUAAGAGAAUGCAUGGUGAGACCGUUCUUGAUAAACUUAUGUGAGAUAGUUAUCAAUCCUAGUUUACAUAUAACGCCUAUCUGGGGUAACCUGAGCUAAUCGUCAGCAUUCUUUUCCACGAUGGAUAAAACACAGUCGAUGGUGGGAAACCAUGCAUUUAGAUUUUGGGAACAGGUUAAGAAGCAGUACUUACUACUUGCCCUUAGAAAAGUGAAUGGUGGAAUACUGAAGAGAGUUAAGAAAUAUGGUCAUUUGUGGAUUACACACUAAGCGUCCCUUUAGUUUGAUGCUUGAAUACAUUAUGUGGUGCACCAAGUUCAUAUAAAAUGUGAUGACUGCAUUUGAUGUAUAGAAGAUCGCUCCAUGUAAUAAGAAGUAUUAUCCAUAUCAAUAAAUCUGAACAAGUUAUAUUUGUA